Molecule: messenger RNA, 7498 nt
Organism: Anguilla rostrata (American eel)
Lineage: Eukaryota; Metazoa; Chordata; Actinopteri; Anguilliformes; Anguillidae
Product: zinc finger protein 827-like
Exons: 14
Coding region: 406-4464 (1352 amino acids)
Biological process (GO): positive regulation of transcription by RNA polymerase II
Cellular component (GO): nucleus
Source: RefSeq, a predicted model, not a curated record
AGUAUACACCCAGGAAGCUCGGGGGCACCUUGUCCGUCCGCCUUGUGCCGCGAGCUCCGCCGGGCGCUGGCGCUCUCGGAGCCGAGAUCCUGUGUGUGUGUGCGCGAGAGAGUGUGCGCGUGUGUCUGCUCCGCUGCCGCUGCCCUUUGAUCCCUGCAUUAGUGUUAGUUAGGGGCUCGGAGACACACAUACACAGAGAGCAGCCAUAGUCAAGACACGGCAACAACACCACCACUACCUCGUCCUCCUGUGUUCAUACCCCCAACAACACACUCUUAAAACCGGGGACAGCCAGGUGCUCGACAAGUCCCUGCCGCCAGACACUCGCAUACAAUUUCAAUGGGAAAAAUCCUUUUUUCUUCUUAUCCCUAAACAAGGAGGAGAAUGUGAGAAAAAGGGGAGAAAAUGCCCCGGAGGAAGCAGGACCAACCCAAACGCCUGCCUGCACAUCUGGGCCGAGUGGAGGAGGCGGCGGGCGGGGAGCUCGCGGAGGACGACGGCUGGUUCGGGAACGCCUCGGACACGCCCUCGGAGUCGUCCUACGCGGACGUGCAGGAUGAGGACCCCCGGCCGGACCGGGCCAGCUCGGCCGAGAGCUCGCUGGGCUGCCCCACGCCCGUCCCGCCCGUCCCGCGCGGCUCGCUGGAGCUGCUGGGCCUGGACAGCGAGGCCUUCGCCGCAGCCGGCUUCUCCGCGCAGGACACCCUGUCCUCCGUGGUGUCCUCGCUGUACGGCGACGCCCCCCACGCGCUCGCCAAGCCGCUCAGCAGCAACCUGCGGCGCCUCCUAGAGGCCGGCGGCCGCAGGCUGGAGGGGGCGGAGCUGGCGGAGCGGGGGCGGGACUCGCCGUCCGUCAGUCUGGGCUCCAGCGUCUCCCCGUCCUCCCAUCAUGCUCAGCAGCUGAGCGCUCUGGCCCGUAAGCUGGCCAAAAACUCCUCCUCCUCCGCCUCUGCCUCGCCCGCCUCCAUGGCGACUGCCAAUGCCGUCAAGCAGGAGCCGUGCGACCCCUUCCCCAGCAACGGCGCCGGCUUCCUGUGGGUGGGCGGGGCCGACGGGUGGCCGCCCGCCUCUUGCUCCGCCCCCAGCAGCGGGAGCAGCCUAUCCCCGGACUCCGCAAUCCAGAAGCUGAAGGCCGCGGCCAAUGCCGUGCUGCAGGACAAGAGCGCGGUGGCGUCCUCGGCCUCCUCCUCUUCCUCCUCCUCCUCCUCUUCCUCCUCCUCCUGCUCCUCCUCCUCGGUGGUGGCGGUGGGGGUGCGGGCGGAGGAGGCGGUGCGGUUCGAUGCCUUCGCCUCCCCCUUCAGCCCGCAGUCGGCCAGCUCCACACUGGCGGCGCUCUCUAAGAAGGUGAGCGAGCGGGGCCUGGGGGGGGGCCAGGCCGACCCCCCCUCCCCCGCCGGCUCCUUCCUCUCGCUCGUCUCCAUGACGUCCUCCGCCGCGCUGCUCAAGGAGGUGGCGGCCCGCGCCGCGGGGAACCUGCUGGCCGAAAAGGAGACCGCCCUGCCGGCGGGACCCCCGGAGGACGCCAAGGCCCCAACGCCCAACCCGCCGCUGGACCUCCUGCUGCCCCCCACCCCGAAAGGAAAGGUCAAGCCCAGCAGUCAAGGGUCUCCAGAGGAAGGCGGGAAGCCGUUCCAGUGCCCCGUGUGCGGCCUGGUCAUUAAGCGCAAGAGCUACUGGAAGAGGCACAUGGUGAUCCACACCGGCCUGAAGAGCCACCAGUGCCCCAUGUGCCCCUUCCGCUGCGCCCGCAAGGACAAUCUCAAAUCCCACAUGAAGGUGCACCAGCACCAGGACCGCGGCGAGACCUUCCAGUGUGACCUUUGCCCUUUCACCUCGUCCCGCCACUUCAGCCUGAAGCUGCACAUGCGCUGCCACCAGCACUUCCCCCGCAGCGAGCUCCGCGUGAAGGAGGAGGUCAGCAGCGAGGGCGAGGGGGCGGGGCCAGGAGCCGGCUCGCCCCUCCCCCCCGACGCCCUGCUCCAGGCCUCGCCUGCCGGGACCCCCGACCACGUCCAGGUGAAGGAGGAGCCGCAGGAGCGGGACGUUUCGGGCAUGUCCCCCUUCGCCCUCUGCGCCUCCAGCCCCCUGGAGCCCCCAGGGCCCAAGUCCAGCCCCCCCACCCCCAUCCCCGCCUCACUCUUCAGCCCAGACAUCUCCACCAAGACCGCCUCCGACCUCCUCAUCAAGCUCUCGGCGGCCAAUCAGAAGGAGUCGCUGAAGCCGCAGACAUUCUGUGUGAAGGAGGAGCCGCCAUCAGACAGAGCUCUGAGCCCGCGCCCGCCACAGGCUCCGCCCACCUACGUCUUCUGCCCCGACAGGGCGGCACACACGCCCGACUGCGCCCCCAAACCGCGGGACGGUACCCCGCCCGCCAAGAGCGCCAUCCUCAGCCAGGACAUCAGCGUCAAAGUGGCGUCCGAACUGCUGAUGAAACUCUCAGAGAACAACAAGGAUACGCUGGCCCCGGUGGUGGCGGUGAAGGCCGAGCCCAUGGAGGUGGACCCCCCCGAGUGCAGCCCCCAGCCCCCCCCACGGCUCCUAGGCUUCAGCCCUCUGCCCGGGGGCGAGAAGACCGAGCCCCCGCCCGGCCUGCCCGAGGGCCUGGCCCACCCCCAGAAGGCCCUCUUCUCCCAGGACAUCUCCGUCAAAAUGGCGUCUGAGCUCCUGUACCAGCUCUCAGAAAAAGUGAGCAAAGCUAACAACCACAAAGACAGCAACAUGUUGGGUAUGAACAGCCCUUUCCUGGAGGACCGUUUCGGACAAUCACCCUUCUCCUCCAGCUCGAGCCUGAAGGACCCUCCCCCCAGUGAGGCCAGCUCCUCAGUCAGGCCUGUGGGACACGAUUCGGAGAAGGCGGGGCUGGACGGGGUGUGGAGGCUGAAGGAGCAGCUGUACCCGUGUCCCGUGUGCGGGAAGGUGUUCGGCCGACAGCAGACCCUCUCACGCCACCUGUCCCUGCACACAGAGGAGAGGAAGUACAGGUGCCACCUGUGCCCUUACGCGGCCAAAUGCCGGGCCAACCUCAACCAGCACCUCACCAUCCACUCCGUGAAGCUGGUGAGCACCGAUGCAGAACAGAUCGUCACCGCCGUCACUGCAGAGAGCAGCCAGCGCAACAACUGCCCCUACUACUACAGCUGCCAUGUGUGCGGGUUCGAGACGGAGCUCAAUGCGCAGUUCGUCAGCCACAUGUCCCUGCACGUGGACAAGGAGCAGUGGAUGUUCUCCCUGUGCUGCAGCUCCUGUGAGUUUGUGUGCAGUGAGGAGAGCGAUAUGAAGCUGCACAUCAGCGCCGACCACGCAGGCCUCACCUCCAGGAGCCCCCUGAGUGAGACGAAGAGCACCUCCUCCUCGCUCUCCGCACUCAGCGAAUCGCUCAGCGGCUCCGAAACCAGCGACGUCGCCCACGGCAAUGAGGAGCUCAAGAGCCUGUUGGCCCCGCCUUCGUCCGGGGGCAGCCAAUCCACAGCGGGGACAGAAGAUAAAUCUGAGAAAGGCCUGGAAUGCGUGUUCUGCAACUUCGUGUGCAAGACGCGGCCCAUGUACGAGCGGCACCUGCAGAUCCACCUGAUCACGCGCAUGUUCGAGUGCGACGUCUGCCACAAGUUCCUCAAGACGCCCGAGCAGCUGCUGGAGCACAAGAAGUGCCACACGGUCCCCAGCGGAGGACUGAAGUGUCCAUUCUGCAUGUACUCGACCAAUCGGCCGGCUGCGAUGGAGGCUCACCUGAAGACGCACUACAAGCCCGAGUACCGCUGCCGGAUCUGCCAGGCCGUGAAGCGGGACCAGCCGGAGCUGGAGACGCACGUGCGCGGGCAUCGCCUCGGCAACCACUACCGCUGCCAGCAGUGCGGCUACCUGUCCAAGACCGCCAACAAGCUGAUCGAGCACGUGCGCGUGCACACGGGCGAGCGGCCGUACCACUGCGACCAGUGCAGCUACAGCUGCAAGCGCAAGGACAACCUCAACCUGCACAGGAAGCUGAAGCACGCGCCCCGCCCGUCCUACCGCUGCCCCGCCUGCGCCUUCGCCACCACCCACCCCUUCGUCUUCAGCCGCCACGUCAAGAAGCACCAGGGAGGAGCCUGCGGCGAGGCGGGGGCGGGGCCUGGGGCGGGGGCGGGGCCUGGCAGCCCCUCCCUGGGCAGGUCCGCCUCCCACGCGCUGCAGUCCGUGGCCCUGUCGGUGUCGGGGGGGCAGGAGGCCCCGCUCGCCCCGCUCCCCCCCCGCGCCCCGCUCUACCUCUCGGCCCGGAGCUCCUCCCUCUCCUGCCGCUACUCGGACCUGACGCACCUCAUCCCCCUCACCUCCCUCUUCCCCCCGAGCCCGCUCCCAGCCCCUCCCCCGGCCCUCCCCAGGCCACGCCCAGCCUCCUCCCUGCCCCCCCCCUCCCCGUCCCCCACCUCCUGCAAGCGCUCCUUCCUGGCCUACCUGGGGCUCACCCGGCGGGCCGAGGCCGUUUGAAGGCCCCCACACCCCCCCUCCGGGACGGGGGGGGAAUACGCUCCUCCAGUGUGGUCAGAGCUUUCCAGUCCAGUUUAAAUAACAUAAAAUAACAUGCUGGGUUAAAAAAGUUAUGGUACCUAAAAAAUGCAUUUAUAAAAAAGGCUUUAUGUGCUUCAGUUAAAUGAAAGCUGCUUUUAUUCUCCAUUAAUCCGUGACUAUUAUUAUUAUUAUUAUUAUUAUUAUUUUACAGUUUUAUUUUUAUUUGUAUUUUUUUUACUCUGAUAUCAGUUAUGACUGACCAGGAACCCACUGCAUUACCGGCAAAUGUGUCCUACAGCAGCAGGUAUGCAGGAACUGAAACACAUACAUGCUACAUAUGUGUGUGUGUGUGUACGCGUACAUGCUACAUACGUGUGUGUGUACGCGUACAUGCUACAUAUGUGUGUGUGUACGUUUACAUGUUACAUACGUGUGUGUACGCAUACGUGCUACAUACGUGUGUGUACGCAUACAUGCUACAUACGUGUGUGUGUACGCUUACAUGUUACGUACGUGUGUGUGUGUAUGCUGACACGCUACAUACGUGUGUGUGUGUACGUUUACAUGUUAUGUACGUGUGUGUACUCAUACACGCUACAUACGUGUCUCUUAAUCAAAGCAUUAUAAAGCAUGCUCCUGUACGUGCUCCAAUUUAAUGUUUUGAUUAUUACUAAUUAUUUUUAUUGUUAUGAAAUAUAUGAGAAAAGACGCAUCUUUUUUGGUGCUCCACAGUCAAAAACGUCCUCAAACUCACAAAAAGGAACUGUUUUAAAGUCCUUUUCCAGUUUUCCAAAACAGUGGCUCACUUAACAGGUAUUCCGCAUACUGUAUAUAUUUUUGUAGCCUUCUAGCAGUUUUUUAAUGGUUGUAUACUGUGGCCCAUGAGCCGUCUGCAGAAUUUAAUAUAAUUCAGGCUGUAAGCAACACUUUCAACAGCUGCACGGGUGAUGGUGUUCUGGGGUUCAAGUGGAGAUUUCGAGGUCCAAGCAAGAGGAACAUGCCAGGAAUAUCCCGUCAUGGAGGGCUCAGUAGACCUCACCUGUUUUGGGUUCAAGCACCGCUCAGACCGCACACAUGGGGCUGAUCCGGUUAAAGACGGUCAGUUUGAGUUCUGGCCAUUCGGCUGUUCAGGACCGUGCUGCCCACCCGUAGUGCGGAGGGAAGAGGUCUGGUCACCUUAUUCUGUUCUGGAACUGACGAGCGAACAGACGUCCAAAAGAAGAACAUUUUUUACGGACCUAGCCGCGCGUGAGGGUAGAGCGGUCAUUGCAUACUGACGUGUUCUCUGCGGUCAGCAGUAUAGGGGGUGGAGUCUCUCUAAGUUCGUUUAGGUCUCAUUCCAGUAAGGAACUCAUAACAUGCUGUGUCACAGUGUAAUCUAACCCCCCCUUUUCUGUUCUCUGUAAUUGUCUCAUGGAGGUGACGGGCUGUGGGGGUCCUCACCCCCCCGUCCCUCAGACAGUGCCGAUGUAAUGGUGCUUUUUGGAGCUUUUGUAAUCUGUAUAAUACUCGUUCCAAAAUGACUUGAAUGAAUGUACUGCUUUUUAAUGUAAACGUGGGAAGUAGUGCUGAGGGUGCUGUGAAGAAUGGUCUUUCAGAUAUUGGUGGCCUUCAGUUUUAGCAUUUUUUUUUUCUUGAUUUUUUUAAGUACAACAAUUUGAUCCAAAUACUUUCUGAGAACAGCUCUUGGAGCCCAGGAGCGGCGCGGGGUAGCGGCUGUCCUUCUCGCCAGACAGCGUGCGCAGACCUGGGCGCUGUUCAUGUGAGUGAGGCAUCAUGGGAUACCCCUGGGGAAUUGCCCCCUUUCUCAGUCAAAUCAGCACUUAUUUUAUGUUUCAGUUUGAAGAAGCACUUGUUUUGUGUCUCAUAGUAGUCAAAAUAUGUUAUUAAAAAAAAAUAACUUUAAAUUUAUAUUCUAAAUUAUGUCUGUUGUGCAUCAGCUGGUUUUUUAGGACCGGACAGUAUUGGGCCACACAAGGGUGCACGAAGGAUAAAUUACUACAAAUUGUGCAAGAUGUUCCAAAAAAGGUAUUGCAUUUUUGAAAUGAAUAAUUUUGUUAUUUCGAUGUCAGUUUAUAUGUGCUUUUUGUAUUGUUAAAUCCCUUGCAGUGGUAUGAAUCAAACCAUAAAGUACUCUAAUUACUGAUGGGGGUUUUUCCCCUGGUUUUGAUUUCUGGUUAAAAAUCAGAGGAAAAGAGAAUGGAAAAUCAAAAAUUGAAAACAGAUAAACAGAUAAGCUACGUUAGAAUUUCUGCAGUGGUUCCCGUUAAACCCAAAAUGGCGGUAAACUGAGUUUGUAAAUAAAGCCCUCUCUCGGAUUUGGGUACAUAGCUAGAAGAGGUCAAAUCCUGGGCUUUGUAGCACAGGCUAAAUACAGAACUAAAUAAGGCAAUUUUGCACAGUGCUUUUGUCUUGCACUAUUUUAUAUUUGUCAAAACAAAAGUUUUAAGUCUCGCAACAAUGAAAUUAUAACAGGUUCGACACUCACCACAUCUUUAUAUGGGGCAAAAAAUCACCCCAAAAUCACAAAUUGGUAGAUACUGAACGAUAUCAAUCCCUUGCAUAACAAUGAAUGCCCAGAUUUCCUACGCGCUUCCAUGCGUUUCCUUUCCCUUAUUCUCAUGUAUGUUUUGUUUCGUUUGGUUUUGUUUUGUUCAUUCUGAUGGAAAUGAAUGCUGUUAGUUGUGUAAAGACUAAAAAGAAAAGUGUAAAAAAGAACACGGGCUGCGCUUUUAGGAUUGAAUCCCGACGUUCAUGAAUUAAGGGGGGGGGGGGGGCAGUUUUAUAUACAGUAGUUGACCUCUGACCUCCCUCCAUCCUUCCUGUGUGUAAAUGUACUGCAUGCGACCCUUGUUGCCAUGUCCUGCUGGUGCGGGUGCCCCUGCAGUCUGCCCAGCGCUCCGCGUCCAUCUGCAGUAUGUUUUAUACUCUACUGCCCCUCGGUGGGCUGGAGGGGAACUCCCUGAGCCCGCUGAGAAUGAGUCAAACUGAUUUUCAGCUCCGAGGAGGAAAA